AUGGCCGCCACGCAUCGCAUUGCCACCAUUCAAUGGCAUAUCAAGGAGCUUGAUGUCGAGUACAAUCACACGAAGGCAUGCAACUACAUCCGUGAGGCCGCUGCCCAAGGCGCCGAGCUAGCCGUUCUUCCAGAAUACCAUCUCAGCGGCAUGGUCCCCACAGACCCCCGUUGGGCAGUCCAAGCUAGCGAAUCCCCCCAGUACCUAUCAAAGUACCAAAGUCUGGCCAAGGAACUGCAAAUCUGCAUCGUACCGGGUUCAAUGAUCGAAAAGCACACCAGGCCCGACCAAUCAAUCAUCUUCUACAACACAGCAUUCUUCAUCUCAAAUGAUGGUACUGUGCUCGGCUCCUACAACAAAAAGAACAUCUGGUAUCCGGAACGGCCCUACCUCACCUCAGGCUCCGAACCUCAUACGGCAAUAGACACACCGAUCGGUCGUGUGGGAAUGCUGAUCUGCUGGGAUCUAGCAUUUCCCCCGGCAUUCCGGGAAUUGAUCCGUGAUGGGGCGCAGAUUGUGAUCGUGCCUACAUACUGGACCCCCCACGAUGCCUCCCCCGAAGCGCGCGCGUAUAACCCGGAUUGUGAAGCCCUGUUCGUCGACUCGAUCAUUACAUCCCGCUGCUUCGAGAAUACCUGUGGUAUUGUCUUCUCCAACGCUACGGGGCCGGAGGAGGAUUUUUUGGGCAUGUCGCAGAUUACACUUCCCCUUACGGGGCCGAUUGCCAAGAUGGGGACUGAGGAGGGAUUCGUCGUUGCCGAUUUGGAUACCGAGGUUAUUGCGACCUCGGAGAAGAACUAUAAAGUGCGACAGGACCUGAGUAGCGAGCAUUGGCACUAUGCUUAUGCGCAUACCAAGCAGGAGUAG
This is a messenger RNA of Penicillium robsamsonii, 867 nucleotides long. Its product is annotated as carbon-nitrogen hydrolase family protein. Gene Ontology annotation, molecular function: hydrolase activity, acting on carbon-nitrogen (but not peptide) bonds, in linear amides. The record is from RefSeq and is a predicted model, not a curated record. The transcript has 4 exons. Lineage: Eukaryota; Fungi; Ascomycota; Eurotiomycetes; Eurotiales; Aspergillaceae. Bases 1 to 867 code for a protein of 288 amino acids.